This is a messenger RNA of Hirsutella rhossiliensis, 1533 nucleotides long. Its product is annotated as P-loop containing nucleoside triphosphate hydrolase. The coding region runs from base 1 to 1533 and encodes 510 amino acids. The record is from RefSeq and is a predicted model, not a curated record. The transcript is spliced from 4 exons. NCBI's taxonomy places the organism in Eukaryota, Fungi, Ascomycota, Sordariomycetes, Hypocreales, Ophiocordycipitaceae.
AUGGACAACCGAAGUCUUGUCGAGAGAAACGGGAAAACGCUCCCUCUUCUAGCCACGCCGUUCGCCGAGAGUUUGCAGGAAUGCCUCGUCUACUUGGAUGAAGCGCAUACUCGGGGCACCGACCUGAAGCUCCCACCGCCAGCCCGUGGGGUCCUCACUUUGGCUCUGGGGCAGACGAAAGAUCAUACGGUUCAAGCCGCCAUGCGACUCCGACAACUGGCUACAACACAAUCAGUCACUUUCUGCGCUCCGCCAGAAGUCUAUCGCAGCAUCUUGGAUAUACGUCGCAAAAGGAAUGGGAUGCAAAUCAGCUCGUUCGAUGUCAUCCAUUGGUUGCUUGAACAGACCUGUCGAAACAACGAGCAACUCCGAAGCCUGUUCAACGCCCAAGGAAUUGACUUUUGUCGCCGAACGAGUGCUACUCGGCAACACCCCAAAUUUCUCUCGGAAGAGGCACAUAGGUCAGCUCUUCUUGACGUCAUCAAAUCCCCCGAACAGAUCAUGCUCGAUGAACUUUACGGGGGCGCUGCGCGGGCCCAGCGAAACAGUGCCCCGGACAACUUUCACUCCAGCCUGAGCGGCAUUGCAAAGAAGCUUGAGAGAUACAGAACUGGCUAUGGAAGCACUUCGUCUCCUAUUCAGCGCUCGCUUAUGGAGGAAGUAGAACAAGAACGUGAAGUGGAAUUCCAGGUAGAGGAAAUACGCCAAAUCCAAAAGCCUCGCCACUUCAAGAGCCUCCGCUUCCUCGGUCUGCAUCCGGCUAUCUCUUCAUUUGUCAGGACUGGCAGACUCGACGGAGAUUCAGGUUUCGAGAUGGCGUCCACCUUUCUUGCAAACACAGGCCUGGGGCAAAAGUACCACAUCCGCGCUCCAGGGUCACGACUGUUUGUAUCCGCCGAGUUCACACGCACCGUUGAGAUGGGGUCGGAGAGUCCGGAUGACAAUUUUCUGAGACCUGUCGAGUGGAUUCUCUGGGGUUCUGCUCAUGAGACCGCCUUGGUGAUCGUUCCAGAGGAGGCGGAGCUUUUGAUACCAGUCAUAAGGGCCUUGGAGAAUGCGCCGGUACACUUGAUCCCUUACGCCGCAUCGACGACCAAGGGCAUGGUCCAAUCAAACAAGCUGGCCGGUUACGUCCUGCCCUCCCCUCUCAGCAACAGCACUUUGCCUUUGUGGCUUUCAAUUGAGCUGGGCUUGCUUGGCGCUAGAUUGUAUUUCGAUUUGGAGGAAUAUUCGAUGCUCCUGGAGCACCUACGCUCCGUGGUCAAAGUCGGCGGCGCCACAUCUGCUGGAGCUGCAUCUGGGAAAGCUUCCGCAGGCACCUCAGCUGGGGAUAUCUACGCCUUUCUGCUCGAAUGGUUGACCAUCCGGCGCAAAGGGCAAGAUAUUCUGCACACCCCUAUGGGCUACAUUUGCCAGGGUCGUCAGCUGGAAGCAAGUCACCCCUUCUUUACGGCGAAAGAGGCAAGCACGAUGGAGAAUUGCGAGACUGAAAGGGCAGAAAGCAGCCGUCCAGAGCCGGAAAGCCAGGAAUGA